Molecule: messenger RNA, 2276 nt
Organism: Pocillopora verrucosa
Lineage: Eukaryota; Metazoa; Cnidaria; Anthozoa; Scleractinia; Pocilloporidae
Product: tubulin beta-2B chain
Biological process (GO): mitotic cell cycle; microtubule cytoskeleton organization
Cellular component (GO): cytoplasm; microtubule
Molecular function (GO): GTP binding; structural constituent of cytoskeleton; GTPase activity
Source: RefSeq, a predicted model, not a curated record
UAGACCACCACCCACUUUAGAAGUCAGAAGCUGUCGAGUGAAAGAACGUGCUGAAAUAGACGCAUUUCAAAAGGCUUUAACAUGCGAGAAAUUGUGCACAUCCAGGCUGGCCAAUGCGGAAAUCAGAUUGGCGCAAAGUUUUGGGAAGUGAUUUCUGAGGAGCAUGGAGUAGAUCCAACUGGAUCUUACAGCGGGGACUCGCAAACACAACUCGACAAAAUUGACGUUUACUACAACGACGCCACAGGAGGGAAAUAUGUCCCUAGAGCGAUUCUCGUCGACUUGGAGCCCGGCACUAUGGAUUCUGUGCGUUCUGGAGUGUAUGGACAGCUUUUCCGACCUGACAAUUUCGUUUUCGGUCAAAGUGGCGCGGGAAACAACUGGGCCAAGGGUCAUUACACAGAGGGAGCCGAGCUAGUGGAAUCAGUUUUGGACGUGGUCCGUAAGGAGACUGAAAGCUGCGACUGCCUUCAGGGCUUUCAGCUGACUCACUCACUAGGAGGGGGAACUGGGUCGGGCAUGGGUACAUUGCUCAUAUCUAAGAUCCGCGAGGAGUACCCGGACAGGAUCAUGAACUCGUUCAGCGUUGUACCCUCUCCAAAGGUUUCGGACACAGUCGUGGAGCCUUAUAACGCUACACUGUCAGUGCAUCAACUCGUUGAAAACACCGAUGAAACUUACUGUAUCGAUAACGAGGCCCUGUAUGACAUCUGCUUUCGAACCCUCCGACUUGCCAAUCCUACAUACGGGGAUUUGAACCAUCUGGUGUCAGCAACAAUGAGCGGUGUAACAACGUGUCUGCGGUUUCCUGGACAGUUGAAUGCUGACCUGAGAAAGCUGGCGGUCAACAUGGUCCCAUUCCCCCGCCUUCAUUUCUUCAUGCCAGGGUUUGCACCGCUGACCAGUCGCGGUUCACAGCAGUACCGUGCCCUUACUGUACCGGAACUGACCCAGCAGAUGUUUGAUAGCAAGAACAUGAUGGCUGCUUGUGAUCCCAGGCAUGGCCGUUAUCUCACCGUAGCAGCAGUGUUCCGAGGCAAGAUGUCCAUGAAGGAAGUGGAUGAACAAAUGUUGAACGUCCAGAACAAGAACAGUUCAUACUUUGUUGAGUGGAUUCCGAACAACGUCAAGACUGCUGUUUGUGAUGUUCCUCCUCGCGGGCUCAAGAUGUCCUCCACGUUCAUUGGCAACAGUACUGCGAUCCAGGAGCUGUUUAAAAGAAUCGGAGAACAGUUCACUGCUAUGUUCAGGCGCAAAGCUUUCUUGCAUUGGUACACAGGAGAAGGGAUGGACGAGAUGGAAUUUACUGAGGCCGAGUCCAACAUGAAUGACCUUGUGUCUGAGUACCAGCAGUACCAGGACGCCACGGCCGAGGAGGAAGGAGAAUACGACGAGGACGAAGGCGACGACGAAGAGGAAGCCGAGUAAAUAUCGACUCCACAUCGAUUUGAGUAACGCUGACAUGCAAAAACUUCUUUAAGAUUUAAGCGGAAGAAAUCUCUUUAUAGCGCUUGCGAGUUCUGUUUGCUCGCACUCUAGCCUGUUUGUACACUGGCCUACAUGUAGUCGUACCCUCCCCUCCAAGAAGAACGUUUCUCCUUAGGGGGGGGGGUGCGGCUACACGUAGGCUAGUAGUAUUCUUGAUCUCACUUUUUUGACCCUUUAACUCCCAUCAGUGACCGGUGACCGCGACAGAAAUUCUCCUUAAAAUAUCAAUACAGUAUCAAGCAGACAAGUUAGUGAAAAUAAAGAAAAAUAUCAGUUAGGGGAUAAUGAGUUGAUCCAAUACCAAAUUCUCCAUACUAAAAUCACGAGAGCUGUAUGAAAAAAAGUAAGGAGAAUUACUGAUGAGAUCUUGGGAGUUAAAGGGUAAAUGCCUCAAUCAGUCUUUGAUAAAAAGAUUGUCUAUUGGUAUUGUUUUUAUUGAGGUUGUUGUUGCUAACAAUUCCCUAACUUAAACUUAACUUUAAAGCCCUAAUUUUAAUUGACAAAAUGACAAAUGGUGUCUUAAAGAUUUGUAGAAUCAGUGCUCAGCUCUAACAAUUGAUUUUUUAAAUUUCUUAAUUAAGAUGGGAAUCGUCUAAUAAAAUAGAAGAGACACUAAUUAGGAAUUUCGAUACGGGAAGUAAAUCUUCAAUUUAGAUCAACAAGCUAGGGUCUGAAUUUAUCAGAACUGACACGAAUAUGACUAUGAUCAUGAUUAUUUUUUGUGAGAUUUAAAUUAUCUCUUUGAUCGAAAAUAGCUUUCUCUUGACUUCUUGAAGAAAACAAGAUUA